AUGGCAUCGAAAGCUAAAAGCGCAUCGGGAAGCGCGAAGGGGAAAAUAGCAUCAAAAGCUAAGAGCGCAGCGGGAGCUCCUGCGGAGAAAAUCACAGCGAAGGCGAAGAGUGCAGCGAAACUAACGGUAGAGAGGGUUACGUCGAGGGUUAAGCAUGCACCGGGGGGAGCGUCUAGAGUGCCGGUGCCGGUGAAUCGGGGAGCGAAGGCAACGGUUCAGACGGUGAAGAAACGGACAAAGGGAGAGGCGUAUACGAGAGAGGGGAUGAGGAAUUUGUGA
Botrytis deweyae is the source of this 279-nucleotide messenger RNA. RefSeq lists its product as uncharacterized. Lineage: Eukaryota; Fungi; Ascomycota; Leotiomycetes; Helotiales; Sclerotiniaceae. The coding region runs from base 1 to 279 and encodes 92 amino acids. The record is from RefSeq and is a predicted model, not a curated record. The transcript has a single exon.